UCAAUCAUAUUUCUAACACGAGCGGUGUGACGUCACGACGAGAACGCGACAGCUGAAGAGUGUCUGUCGCUCAGCAGCUGUCUUCUGUCUGUCUGACAAACAGGUGUGUGAAGUGUCCUCUAUGGGAGACUGGAGCAGCGAUCACAACCGAACAGCUCUCUCACGGUUUGAGGACGAGGGCUUCCGCUUGGCUUUUCUCAUAUCCUUCGUCAGUGUGGUUUUCAUUCUCUUCAUGAGCAUAAUCUUCAUCACUUCCUGUCUGGUGAGCUACGUGAGGCGAGACGAGAGGAGAAAGAUGGAGAGAGCGAGAAAAAGGGAGGAGGCAGAGUUUUGGCAUCAAAUAGACAUUGAGGGUCUGGAGCAGCAGAGAGAGGGGUUACAUGACCACAAAACCAGAAAUAACAACAACAGCACCAGAGGAGAGAGAUGGCACACAGGAACAACAGCGGACAACCAAACAUUUACCCACGAUGACCUGCACAUUCCCUGCAGGUGUCAUCAGCAAGGGGGAGGACAGACACUUCUGUAGGGUGCUACUUGUAGACCAGUUUUGGAAUGGACAGUACUUAUUCAGCUCACCUGCACCACCUGAGAAUUAAACCUUUUAGUUUGUUGUUUUAAUGUCUGCAAAUGUGUGUUUCCCAGCUGUGUUCAAUUGAAUGUUGUUUUGUUUACUCUGUGCAUGAAAUAAAUAUAAUGUAUUGUAACAUAAUACUGCAUACUGCCUACUACAUCAGUAUUUACUGUAUACUGCAUGCUAAUUUCUGAAAAAGUAUGCAAUGCAGUGCACAUUAGGAAACAAUGUCUUAAAUAAAUUUUUUAUAUGGUUA
Myxocyprinus asiaticus (Chinese sucker) is the source of this 830-nucleotide messenger RNA. Its product is annotated as sushi domain-containing protein 3-like. Lineage: Eukaryota; Metazoa; Chordata; Actinopteri; Cypriniformes; Catostomidae. The record is from RefSeq and is a predicted model, not a curated record. The coding region runs from base 122 to 529 and encodes 135 amino acids. Gene Ontology annotation, cellular component: plasma membrane. The transcript is spliced from 4 exons.